GCAUAUAAGACGCGCUGCGCAACGGCAACAGUAGAUCGGCAACACGUCCAGCAACACGUCGCCCUACAGGAAGAGACACACAUUAAAACCCCACAGAAGGGACUAUUUCCUCCUUCUUCUUCUUUUUGUUUUUAAAGAUUCGAUUAACUCCAACGACAUCGAGGUGAGGAUGCCCUUUCUCGGACAGGACUGGAGGUCACCGGGUCAGAGUUGGGUCAAGACCCAAGAGGGAUGGAAAAAGACAACGGCCAACGACUCGAACAACAACGUCUCCGUGGAGAGCUUCUGCAAGGCCGAGCAGGAAUGUUUCAACAAGGAGAACUUGCUGCUGUCGCUCAGCUACGACAUGGCUGCCAAGAAGAGGAAGAAAGACCUCAUGAACAACAACGCCAAGGUCCCCUAUUUCCACAGGGAAAAGUGGAUUUAUGUUCAUAAAGGAAGCACCAAGGAGCGCCACGGAUAUUGUACACUCGGAGAGGCCUUCAACCGCUUGGAUUUCUGCAGCGCCAUCAAGGAUACGAGGAGAUUUAAUUACAUCGUCAGACUUCUGGAGCUUAUCGCCAAGUCCCAGCUCCCCUCGCUCAGCGGAGUGGCGCAGAAGAAUUACAUGAAUAUUCUGGAGAGAGUGGUACAGAAAGUCCUCGACGACCAGCAGAACGUCCGUCCGAUCAAAGAGCUGCUGCAGACGCUCUACCUCUCGCUCUGUGGCCUGGUUCAGGACAUGGGCAAGUCCGUCCUGGUGGGGAACAUCAACACCUGGCUGCGCCGCAUGGAGAACAUCCUGCAGUGGCAGCAGCAGCUGGACAACAUCCAGAUCAACAGGCCUGCAUCCACAGGCAUGACUCUGACCGACCUGCCUGCCAGCCUGCAGCUCAACAUCAUGCAGAGUAUGACGGACGGCAAGGACCUAGUCAGCCUGGGCCAAGUGUGUCCCGAGCUGGGGGCCCUCACGGAGGACCGGCUCCUGUGGAAGAGACUGUGCCAGUACCACUUCACAGACAGACAGAUCCGAAAGCGCCUGAUGAUGUCAGAUAAAGGCCUCCUGGAGUGGAAGAAGAUGUACUUCAAGCUGAGCCGCUGCUACCCGCACAGAGAACAAUACAGUGACACCCUGCACUUCUGCACACACUGCCACAUCCUGUUCUGGAAGGACACAAACCAUCCCUGCACAGCCAACAACCCAGAGAGCUGCACCAUGUCCCUCUCCCCUCAAGACUUUAUCGACCUUUUUAAAUUCUGAUCCCCCCCCCCCCCCAAAUCCAGAUGAACUGGCUGUACAUACUGUACAUUUAUUGUUUUUGUUAUACGGCACAAUCAAUUCCUGGAUGUAUAUUUAGUAGAGGCAUGAGGGCUCAUGCAUUCGAGUUUCUUUUGGAAGAGCACAAAGGCUGCGGGGGCGGGGUUUACUGUUGAGAGCGAGUGAAUGUGACGGAGAGAAAAAGAGAUGUAGGAUCAGUCGUCUUGAUGAUGGAUGAGAGGAGAGGAGAGGAGAGCAGAGGAAGAGGGGGAACACUCAGCUGUCAGGGGUUUAGUCUUAGUUUAAUGUGGUUUUUGGAAAGAGGCCUCCAAAUGAACACACACCUCUUGACCGUAGCUGUGUACACUUGUUUUUUUUCCCCCCAAUUUGGAGGAUUUUAUUUUAUUCUUGUCGAUUCUUGUUAAUUGUUCUUUUGGGGAAGUAGUAAGAGUAUGUGUGAUUUGUUUAAAAUUGUCACUUUGUUCAGUGUGACAGGAAAAGCCUGCUCACGGGCUAAUGGGAUGCGUUUGCAGUAAUAUUGUUUGGCACUGGGAGGGGAGAGGAGUUAAUCUUGAAUUUUUUCACAAGAGAUUAUGAAUGUAAGGAAAGGAAGUCUGUAAUGAAUCAUUAGACCGAGUGGUUAUUCUUUGAUAUGUUACCACGCCACGUUAUCUUUUUCUAUUUCCUUUUUUUCUUUUUCACUUUUAUAUGGAUUUGAUAUGGUUUUCUUUUUUAUCAUUGUGUGUUCUUUUUUUUUGUCGUGGCUGCUAUAGCAACAGCACCUGAGUGCAGUAUUACCAAAGAUUGUAUUCAAAGUAAAUAUUACAGUGGUGUGUUCCUUAUCGUAAAAAAACUUGAAAAUCGGUACAGCUUAAUCCUCGUUUGCAAAUGAUUUCCGACCUUUUUUUAUCAUCAUCAUCACCAAAUGUCUCAUUUAUAGAAAAGUGGUAUUUAAGAUCUGAGGCUCUGAUACCAACGUUGCCCGUCUGGAUCGUCGUAUUUUUCUGUAGCCUUCUGCAUGAUAUAUUUUUUCAAGCACACAGCUGAUUGUGUUUUAUGUUUUUAUUUAUUGAGAUUCUGGCAACUGGCUUAUUUUGCACUACUGGGUUUGAAGGAACGACAAGUUUCCUCUUGUCACUGCUCAACGAUAGGGGGGCUGUUCGUGCAAUGCAAAAGUAUUUUGUUUCUGUUUUUCUGUCGUGUAAAUAAAAGAAAACAACCUUUA
Molecule: messenger RNA, 2462 nt
Organism: Scophthalmus maximus (turbot)
Lineage: Eukaryota; Metazoa; Chordata; Actinopteri; Pleuronectiformes; Scophthalmidae
Gene: fbxo32
Product: F-box protein 32
Exons: 9
Coding region: 170-1240 (356 amino acids)
Biological process (GO): protein ubiquitination
Cellular component (GO): nucleus; SCF ubiquitin ligase complex; cytoplasm
Molecular function (GO): protein binding
Source: RefSeq, a predicted model, not a curated record